AUGGGUUCGCCAAGUCCCUACGCCGAUGCGCAUCAAGACCCCCAGGGAGCCGGAGACGCCCGACCAACCGCCCUCCAAAUCAUCAAGGACGAGGGUGUCGAAGACAAGCUGGCCGGCAAGGUUAUAGUGAUUGUGGGCGGUACCUCAGGCAUCGGCGUCGAGACGGCUCGCGCAUUGUCAGCUACCGGAGCGACUCUAUUCCUCACGGCUCGUAACCUGGAAAAGGCUAAAAAGAACCUCGCCGGAAUUCUAGAGCCGGGAAGGAUCUUUUUAGUCCCUAUGAACCUCGAUUCAUUCAAAACUAUCCGGGCCGGGGCGGGGCAGAUUCUCUCUGCCUCGAAAAAAGGUCAAAUAAACAUCCUGAUCAACAGUGCUGGGGUUAUGGGAGUCCCAGAGCGCAGGCUCACCGAGGAUGGGUUCGAGUCCCAAUUCUCAGGCAAUUAUUUGGGUUUCUUCCUUCUCUUCCAGCUGCUGAAAGACGCUUUGCUGGCUAGUGUAACCCCCAAAUUUAGUUCGCGGGUGGUCAUUGUCGCUUCAUCAGCCCACCGAGCUGGUGCCCUCCCGGCAAGUGACAACUACAGUUUUGAAAAGACUGAAUAUGACCAUGAGGCUGCUUACAAUAACUCUAAGCUGGCGACUGUGUAUCAGGCCAACAUGAUCGAGCGUCUCUAUGGCAGCCAGGGACUACAUGGAACCAGUCUCCACCCCGGUGCCAUCAAUACUGACAUUUCCCGCAAUUUGCGCAGGGAGGUCCUGGAUUCGAUCAUGACCAAUCCCUAUGUCCUCAAGAUCCUCAAGUCUUCAGAGCAGGGUGCGGCUACGACUGUCUGGGCAGCAGUUGGCAAGGAGUGGGACAAGAAAGGUGGCAGGUAUCUCGAGGAUUGUCAAGAGGCGGAGCGUGGAGAGGACGAUGGUCAGACCUUUGGAGUCGGAUGGGUUAAGCAAACUUACAGUCCCGAGGAUGAGAGUCGUCUCUGGAAAGACUCGCUCAGACUAGUUGGCUUGGAGGGCCAGUAA
Messenger RNA from Penicillium angulare, 1017 nucleotides. Its product is annotated as putative short-chain dehydrogenase/reductase. The coding region runs from base 1 to 1017 and encodes 338 amino acids. Lineage: Eukaryota; Fungi; Ascomycota; Eurotiomycetes; Eurotiales; Aspergillaceae. The transcript has a single exon. The record is from RefSeq and is a predicted model, not a curated record.